Molecule: messenger RNA, 4375 nt
Organism: Hypomesus transpacificus
Lineage: Eukaryota; Metazoa; Chordata; Actinopteri; Osmeriformes; Osmeridae
Gene: tesk2
Product: testis associated actin remodelling kinase 2
Exons: 11
Coding region: 536-2575 (679 amino acids)
Biological process (GO): protein phosphorylation; actin cytoskeleton organization
Cellular component (GO): cytoplasm; nucleus
Molecular function (GO): ATP binding; protein serine/threonine kinase activity
Source: RefSeq, a predicted model, not a curated record
GUGUUGGGGCACAGUUCUUGCACAUCAAGAGAGAAGAGGAGAGAGCUAGAGCUGUCAAACGCUUGAGUUAUCGGAGGCGAACAACUAUUGCAUUUGGCUGGUUAGACAACACAACCACCUUAAACAAAGUUACUCGUUAACUUUUUUAAGAAACUGUUUGGAUGUACGUUUUAAAACUGUGUAUCUGAAACUUCUCGUUUGUUAGCUAGCUAGUACGACUCGAGCUCGACCAGCUAGCUAAUUGGGUAGCUGACUGCUGGCUUUGUUGACAAACUUAGCCAGCUAUUGCUAACGUUGUUAGCUUAGCUGAGUUGAUAUGACAUGGUGGAACCGAGUUUGAACUGUCAAGUUUUUGACACCGUCCUUCUUGUUGCUGAACAGUCCGCCAUCACGUUAUCUUGAUGACCAACAGGCAGGUCAGCCUCAACUUGACGAGCGCCUAUCGACCAUGUGAGAUCUUCGACCUCCGGAAGUCGCCCACACAGUUCCUCUUCUUCGCCGUCGUCCAGAGGAAGACGAGGGCGGUGCUGCUGCCAUGGACAGGAAGCGAAACUCCAUUUCCGGCGUUCCCAUGAGGCCAGAGCGUCAGCUGGAGGAGCGGGACGGCGGUGGCGUGGGCGAGACCACACCCCUGGCCUCUCAGGUGGGCAGGGUGUGCCCGUCCUCCUACCGCGCCCUCAUCAGUGCCUUCUCCUGCCUGACGCGCCUCGACGAUUUCGUCUGCGAGUGGAUCGGCUCCGGUUUCUUCUCCGAGGUUUACAAGGUGCGGCAUCGGGCAUCGGGCCAGGUGAUGGCUCUGAAGAUGAACAAGCUGAGCAGCAACAGAGCCAACAUGCUGCGGGAGGUGCAGCUGAUGAACCGCCUCUGCCACCCCAACAUCCUCAGGUUCAUGGGGGUGUGUGUUCAGGAAGGCCAGCUCCACGCUCUGACUGAGUACAUCAAUGGAGGUAACCUGGAACAGCUGCUGGACAGCAACAAGCAGCUAAGCUGGGCCACACGCGUCAAACUGGCCCUUGAGGUCGCCAUGGGCCUCGCCUACCUGCACUCCAAAGGCAUCUUCCACAGAGACCUCACCUCCAAGAACUGCCUGAUCAAGUGUGAUGAGCACGGAUACACAGCUGUGGUGGGGGACUUUGGCCUGGCUGAGAAGAUCCCCAACCAUGAUGCUAAGGGAGAGAAGCUGGCCGUGGUGGGCUCUCCAUACUGGAUGGCCCCCGAGGUGCUGAGAGAUGAACCCUACAAUGAGACGGCGGACGUCUUCUCCUAUGGCAUUGUCCUGUGUGAGAUCAUCGCUAGGAUACAGGCCGACCCUGAUUACCUUCCUCGUACCGAGAACUUUGGUCUGGACUACCACGCCUUCCAGCACAUGGUGGGAGACUGCCCUGCCGACUUCCUCCAGCUGGCCUUCAACUGCUGUAACAUGGACCCCCAGCUGCGUCCGUCCUUCCUGGAGCUGGUGAAGAGGCUGGAGGAGAUCCUGUCCAGGCUGAGGGCAGAAGAGGCCGACAGAGACCGAAUCCCCCUGUCUGGAGACAACGACAAGAAGAGCCUGCCCAAAGGUGAAAAGCUACAGGGCAUUAAGAGGUUAAACACGCUUCUCCAGGACGACAAGAUCCCUCCCAAAUCCCCCCGCCCUCGCCGGAAUAUCUGGCUUUCCCGUAGCCAAUCGGAUAUCUUCUCCCGCAAGCCUGGUAGGAAGGUCAACGUCCACGACCCCUACUACAACCCCGCCCCUAGGGCAGGGCCGGGAGCUCGCAAGAUCAACCCUUUCAACGCCAGGGAGGACUUGAGGGGUGGCAAGGUCAAGUUCUACGACGUGCCCAGCAAGUCUGUGUUCUCCCUGAUGUUCGACCUCCACUCCCCCCAGGGCUCCGUGUUCUCCUCCCCCAACCCCACCGCCGCCCUGCCGGGGGGCUGGCAGCAGGACGCCCUCUGGCAGCAGCUGCCCGGCCGCCAGUGUCGCUCCCUCCCCGUCUCCCCGCAGCCCGACGACGCCUUCUGCCCCGCCCCUGCCGGCUGCACCCUCUCAGCCUCCGUCUCCAAGGGCGACCCGGAGCAGCCGGGAAAGGACGUCCGUCCGAAGGCGCUGAGCGUCUGGGCCAAGAAGUACACCGUCAUGGAGAUCCCCCCGUUCUGCCCCAAGAAGGAGGUGGAUCGAGGGAGGGAGGAAGGGAGGAUUGGGUCUCCCAUGACACCCAGUGAUAGGGAAGGAGAGGAGGCCAUGGACUGUUCCAGCAGUCAGGGGAGCCCAGAGAGGGGGGAGGAGGAGGACACCAGGACCCCAAACUAUACUCAGCUAGAGCGGGGCCCUCUAAUCUACCAAACUCAGGCCCACAUCCAGCCCCAGAACGGCCACACGGGAGAGGACAGGACCGGGGACAGGUUCAGGGGCGUAGGGGCUCUGCUGUGUGAAGAGAUGGAAGCAGAGGACCAGGAGGGGGACAUGUCCCAGAAGACCCCCCCGUCACCCCCUCUCAGGCCCCCCAGAGCAGAGCGUCUGAGUCCCAUCGUACUGAUCCCCUGCAUGACCCGACAGCCCUCGGAACCAGAACCCCCCUCCUCCUGUGACAUCUAGCUCAGCGGCUCACCAACAGAGGAGCAUCAUGGGAACUGUGAUCUUUUAGACCAAGAGAGAGAGACUCCUCAAACAAGAAGGACGAGUGAUCGUUGCAACCGGUGCCCUGAAAAUAAAGAGAUUAUUUUUAAUGAUAAGGUGUUUAUAUUUAAUACUUCAAAGAUGUACUGUGUGAAAAGUUGUAGAAUUCCCUCAAGGUUGUGCGUGUGUGUGCUUCAACUCCUGCCUGCAUCUUGAAGAUCCAGUCUAUGUGAUAAGUGUUUGUCUACAAUGAAAUAGUCUUACACAACAUGCUAUCUAAUGCUACUAGUUUUUGACCAGCCUUAGCAGAGAGAUGGUGGCGGUGAAGACAGGCUUGGUACCAUAGUGGGUUUAUACUUCACUAGACAGUAGGGGGGGGGGGGGGAGUCUGGACAAGGAGUGUCUGGAAUAUAUCCAAUCCUUGUUAAUAAAAGCUGUGGAAUCCAACUGAAAAAAAGCUUUGAAAGCACUUAGACCUAUUGUUAAAUGUUCCUUGUUAAUAUAAAAGCUCUCUGCUAGUGAUAUCAUUACUCAUUGAGGUACGUUUGCCUAGAAGAUGCCUAAAACAAAUGGCUUUUGCUUCCCUUUCAUGAUCACCCUGAGGUCUCUCACCUACUACUGUUCUCUUAUGUUAAGAACUUGACGUUCAAAACCCAUACUUGUUUGUUGUUGUAUAUUUUUACGUGUGUGUACUUUUUUGAAUGUGUGAGCCACCACAACCUUUUUAAUGUUCAGUGUCACCUAGUCUUAACAUAGCAGCUCCUUCAGCCUGGUGUGCAGAGCAGACUGGGAGCUGUGGAUGGAGCCAUGACCAGCCUCCAUGACUAGCCUCCAUGACCAGCCUCCAUGACUAGCCUCCAUGACCAGCCUCCAUGACCAGCCUCCAUGACUAGCCUCCAUAAUUAGCCUCCAUGACUAGCCUCCAUGACUAGCCUCCAUGACUAGCCUCCAUGACUAGCCUCCAUGACCAGCCUCCAUGACCAGCCUCCAUGACUAGCCUCCAUAAUUAGCCUCCAUGACUAGCCUCCAUGACCAGCCUCCAUGACUAGCCUCCAUGACCAGCCUCCAUGACCAGCCUCCAUGACUAGCCUCCAUGACCAGCCUCCAUGACUAGCCUCCAUGACCAGCCUCCAUGACUAGCCUCCAUGACCAGCCUCCAUGACUAGCCUCCAUGACCAGCCUCCAUGACCACCCUCCAUGACUAGCCUCCAUGACCAGCCUCCAUGACUAGCCUCCAUGACUAGCCUCCAUGACCAGCCUCCAUGACCAGCCUCCGCUCACACUCCCCUGCCUGGUUCUGGCCCCCUCCUGUUCAGGUCUGCUGGAGAGUCCAGUGUAGAACUACUUAAAUAGUCUAUUGCACUUGAAAAUGAUGUUUUUGAGUUAACCCACUCGUUUGUCACUACAUUUCUAUGCAAUAAAUGUUAAUUGUGUCUGGUCGGUUUUACGUAGAGGAUCUAUUUUGAUAUUUAUGAACAAGAAAAAAACAUUUUGAUGUCUUACUUUGUACUUUUGUCGAAAGGCAUAUGUUAUUGCUUAACUUGAACUGAAAUAUUUUUCUAAUGUAACUUUCCUUUUGCUUCGUGUUUCUCCCUAGACUGCUUGUUCAGUCCCAAGCUCUCCAAGUUAUGUUAAGUAUUCAGUGUGUGACAGAAUGUGUUCAGCCAAAGCACAGAUAACUUUGUUUUUCCUCUUCAAAUCACGUUAAAAUAUUUUUUUUUUUUUUUUACUUGAUUAUAAGAACAUGUAUGCUUCAUAAUAAAUGUUUAACUUUUGGAA